AUGAAAAGAAAAAUAGCCGGUAGUGCAAUUCAAGUCACCCAUCUGUGUCUAUAAAUCUCUCGCAGUUAUGCUGCAUUUAUAAAGGCCACAAACAAUGAAAUUUUCUCAUUCACUUUUGGAAAACAGAUGACAAUGUUGAACUUACCUUUGCUGCUGAUCCCAGUGCUCAUCUCAUUUACACUCCACUUAAGUGCAGGUCAGGCAUUGCACACAAAUGCACAGCAAAAUUUUUGGGAAUCCUUUGUACCUGGCGAACUGCUCCGGCUUUUGGAAAGCUCUACCUUAACAACACCCGAUGUGGGUAGCAAUGUCGCACAACGCAGAUCAGAUGUAGCAUCAUCAGCAAUCACAUUACCCGCUAGCGGGGAUAACAUCGUGCCUUUAACACCAAAUUCAAUUCAUAAACGUUCAGAUUCAUCAACUGAUAACACUCAAGAUCAACAAAAUGCACCAUCAAGUGAUGAAUUCAAUUACGAUCAGGCUUACGAAGAUUUCGUGCGUCAAUAUUUUAGUGACAAACUAGAAGAAGAUAACGAUUCUAAUGAAAAUCAUGAAGAAGCACAAGAUAGCGAAGAGCAACAAUUAGAAGCGGAACACAAUUCUUCAUCAACGGAAACGGAACCAUUGUCGGGGGAAACGAAAAAUCGCGUGCAACGCAAAACAAAAGAGAAAUGCCGACGCGUUAGGAAGAAUAAGCAAAAUUGUUUGAUUUGUGAAAAUGCGCUCAGUGGCGAAAAAUCAGAAUCAUGCUCUUUUUCGCGUGAAAGUGAACCGCAGAAAUAUGCAUUCGAGCGGGAAAGAAGCUAUAAGAAACAGCGUGAUGCUGAGGAACCUUCAGCGCAAAGUGUUGAACAAACAUCUUCGGAAGAGGCGAAGGCAGCGGAAUCGGACAAAAGUGAUGAAGAGAUUAAUAAAAGAAAUAUCAAAAGCAAUCGCCGCCAGGCUAAAAUCUCAAGAAAUAGUAGCUCAUGCAUACAAAUGAUAAAGCGUGGGAAAAUUUGCUAUCAGUGUGUGGAUGGCGAUGGCACGACCACCAAGUGUUAUGUGCCCAGAGGAAGGAAGAAGGAAAGAGUGGAUAAUAAGACACGUCCAGCCGAAGGAAAAGAACAUAAAGUGCAAAAAACACAGCAACGCAUUUACAAACGAACCAUUUCGUAUUCUUUCGAAAAGGGUACAAAUGGCACUGCAGCAAAUGAACCGCCGGCUGAGGUCGACCAGGAAGCAGAUACAGCAGCAAAAAGCAGUGCACCAAAUUUAAAGGAAAAAAUAUUCAUUAAAGUGGUUAAGCAAAACGAAACAAUAGCAGAAUAG
Messenger RNA from Anastrepha obliqua, 1311 nucleotides. RefSeq lists its product as uncharacterized. NCBI's taxonomy places the organism in Eukaryota, Metazoa, Arthropoda, Insecta, Diptera, Tephritidae. The record is from RefSeq and is a predicted model, not a curated record.